This is a messenger RNA of Scleropages formosus (Asian bonytongue), 2394 nucleotides long. RefSeq names its product high affinity nerve growth factor receptor-like. The coding region runs from base 1 to 2394 and encodes 797 amino acids. The transcript has 17 exons. The record is from RefSeq and is a predicted model, not a curated record. Gene Ontology annotation, cellular component: axon; plasma membrane; signaling receptor complex. Lineage: Eukaryota; Metazoa; Chordata; Actinopteri; Osteoglossiformes; Osteoglossidae. Gene Ontology annotation, biological process: cellular response to nerve growth factor stimulus; multicellular organism development; protein phosphorylation. Gene Ontology annotation, molecular function: neurotrophin binding; neurotrophin receptor activity; transmembrane receptor protein tyrosine kinase activity.
AUGGCCGCGGGCACCGGUGCGCACUGGGUGGCCCCGGUGCUGGUGCUGCUGUGUCUGGUGGCUCCGACCCUGGCCGGGUGCCCCUCUGCCUGCCACUGCUCCGCCGCGGCAUUGCUGUGCCUGGAGUCCGACACCGUGUCCACUGUGCCCUCGCUGGGCCCGCAGGAGAGCGAGAACAUCACCGACAUCUUCAUCGACAGCCAACCCAACCUGGAAAACAUAACCGACUUGGAUUUUUCUGGCUACAGGGAGCUCAGGAACCUAACAAUAACCUUGUGUGGGCUCAUGCACAUCUCGGCAAGGGCGUUCCAAUACAACCCCAAGCUCCAGUAUGUCAACCUGGCCUCCAACUCCCUGGAAGUCAUCAGCUGGAGAGUAUUCCACUCCCUUCCGCUGCUCACCCUGAUUUUGAAAGAAAACCCUCUUGCCUGCUCCUGUGACAUGCUUUGGCUGCGGCAGUGGGAGAGCAGUGGGAGGGGUGACCUCCACAACCAGUCGCUGUUCUGCUAUUCCAAUGGACAAGAGCUUCACCUGAAAGACAUGGUGAUGGAGAACUGCAGCGUGCCGGAAGUCUACAUAGUCAGUUCCCAGGGGGCCAUUCGGGAGGGAGGCAACUUGACGUUUGUCUGCCAGGUGAUGGGUCUCCCGACACCCGAAGUGAUAUGGCACACCCAGCACCUGCAUUCCCCUUUCACCAUUCAGGAGAGGAAACAGGGUCCAGUUCUGGAGCUCAUCCUACAUCUCACUAACGUCUCUUCCAUGGAUAACCUCCACAACCUGACCUGUGAGGCGGAGAACCGCGUGGGCCCAGGAACAGCAAUGGUGACCCUGAACAUUCAAUUCCCAGUCAGGAUCCUGUGGCUGAAGAACGCCGAGAAGCAGCACCAUUGGUGCUUUUCGUUUGCAGUGGAUGGCAACCCCACCCCGGAGAUCAGGUGGCUGUUCAAGGGCCAGCCACUGGCCCGCAGCGAUUAUACCUACACACAGCUGAUCCUGGACAGUCACGAUGGCUCUGUCCUGCACGGAUGCCUCUUCCUCAACAAACCGACCCACCUCAACAAUGGCAAUUACACCCUGAUAGUGGACAAUGGCCUGGGCAGAGAUCAGGCCACCGCAUACGGGAAAUUCAUGAACAACCCCUUCCCCCCCGAGGACCCAGAGGACAUCAUCCUGGUUAACACUGAUGACCCAAGUCCGACCAACAAGUCCUUGGAGAACAUCAGUGGACGCACGGACAGUGAGACAUUUGGGAUCUCGGCAGGAGUGGGUCUAGCAGCGUCUGGAUUCGGCCUCCUUCUCAUCACUGUGUUGGUCAUCAACAAGUGUGGCCAACACCCUAUAUUCGGCUUACGCGGGGAGUCUGUCCUAAGCACCAAGGACGACCUUGCCGUCUCCCUCCACUUCAUGAGUGCCAAGAUGAGCCCCCCCUCGUCAGACGAGGAGACCCUGGACUUUGUGGAGAACCCCCAGUACUUCUGUGGGAUCUUCAAGGACAAGAAUAUGUGUGUCCAGCACAUCAAGCGGCAGGAUAUAGUGCUCAAGUGGGAGCUCGGUGAAGGGGCCUUUGGAAAGGUGUACCUGGCAGAGUGUGCCAACCUGAGCCCCGACUGUGACAACAUGCUCGUGGCCAUCAAGACCCUGAAGGUGGCCACUGAAUCCACGAGGCAGGACUUCCAGCGGGAGGCAGAGUUGCUGACUGUGCUCCAACACGAGCACAUCGUGCGUUUCUACGGCGUGUGUGCAGACGGCGAGCCGCUGGCCAUGGUCUUUGAGUACAUGAGGCACGGGGACCUCAACCGCUUCCUCAGAGCUCAUGGUCCCGAUGCCCACAUUUUGGAGGAGGGCAGUAUGCCCCCGCUGGGAGAGCUCAGCCUGCCCCAGAUGCUGUGGAUCGCAGCCCAGAUCGCCUCCGGAAUGGUCUACCUGGCCUCGUUGCACUUUGUCCACCGGGACCUGGCCACGCGCAACUGCCUCGUGGGGGAGGGUCUGGUGGUGAAGAUCGGUGACUUCGGCAUGUCCCGUGACAUCUACAGCACCGACUACUACAGGGUGGGCGGCCGCACAAUGCUGCCUAUCCGCUGGAUGCCCCCCGAGAGCAUCAUGUACAGGAAGUUCACCACCGAGAGCGACGUCUGGAGCUUCGGUGUGGUGCUUUGGGAGAUCUUCACCUACGGCAAGCAGCCCUGGUACCAGCUAUCCAACAGCGAGGCUAUCGAGUGCAUCACCCAGGGCCGUGAGCUUGAGCGCCCGCGCAUCUGUCCCAAGGAGGUGCACCUGCUCAUGCAGGGCUGCUGGCAGCGGGAACCCCAGCAGCGGCUCGUCAUGAAGGACCUCCAUGCCCGCCUGCUUGUCCUGGUCAAGAACCCCCCGAUCUACCUGGACGUCCUGGAGUAA